GGCGCCUCCGCGGAGACGGCGGGAGCCUCGCGUGCGGGCCGUGGGGGCGACGUGGAGGCCGAGGUCAGGAACGUUCAAGAUAAAGUUGUAGCUGUUUUCAACAAGGAUCAGUGAUCAAAAUUCUCCUUUUUAAAAAGAGACUUCCAAGUUAACGAUGAAAGGAAAAUACUGCAAUUGCCUGGAUUGCAACUGACAGGAUAAAAGAAUACAGUGUUUCACGGUUACUUACAAUGGAGCCUCAGUAGACCUCAUACUUGGUCAUGCACCCAACUGGGAACAUGGAUGCUGGUUUUUCUCGUUCUGCUCUUCAGACCCUGUCAAGAAGCCACUGCAAAAACAUCAAACAAAAAAUUUCUCAGUGGGAAGGAAGAACGAACGGUAUAUCUAACCCAGAGAGGUGGCAUCCAAAGGACUUUGGAGUGAGGUAUAAUAACUGUCAUCAGAACCUUCUUGGGAAAAAUCCUGUUGCUGAGGAAAAGAGCAAAAAGUUGGCUGUAACCAACCCUCCAAAUGUCGGUCUGGAUACCAAUGCAGAUGCCAAAAGCCAGGAGCAAACUGAGGGUGAAAGCGAGAGACGUGAAGGGGAUGGUACACACCCGUUUCGAAAUGAGUCAGAAUCCAGCUGGGUAUGUUCUCAGGUCAAACAGAUCGAAAGCUGGAAAGACAUUUUGGAUGCAGAGACUUCCUUACCUCCAGGAAACUUCUAUACCUCACAGAUACUGUGGAAGAAAAUAGAGGCACUUCCCCCAGAUAAAGUCUUCAGCUUGGCUUUAGAACAUUGUGACUCUUCAGAAAAAGAACUGAAUUUCCAAGUUCCGGAUAGUUCAUAUGGGGUAACCAAGAGCUUAGAAAACAUUUACUCUGAACCUGAGGGACAAGAAUGUGGACCUUCUAUAAAUCCUUUGCCCAAACCUCGUAGGACGUUCAGAUAUUUAUCCGAGUCUGGUGUUAUGCCAUGUAAAGAAAGAAACUGUGACAGAAAAUACUGUGAAAAUAAUUCUUGUGCAGAGUCGUCUUCUUUGGCCUCUUCUCAGGAACCCGAACCAAAGAAAUAUGGCAGACAAAUCAGAGGGCGAUCUAAAAGGAAAUCCUUUGAAUUUGAGGAUAUUCAGCACUUUCGAAAUCGGAACUCACAGAAGAUUCAUGAAGAACUUGGAAGAAAUUCUGGCUCAGCACUUUAUUAUACACAAUCUGAGGACAAUAUCUAUGAGGAUAUCAUAUAUCCGUCCAAAGAAAAUCCAUAUGAAGAUAUUCCAGUGCAGCCUUUGCCCAUGUGGAGAUCCCCUUCGGCCUGGAAACUGCCACCUCCUAAAAGUGCUUUCAGAGCACCAAAGCUUCCUCCCAAACCACAGUUCCUACACCGGAAGACUAUGGAAUUAAAGACCUCCCAAGCUUUUUUACGGUCAAAGCUCACAAAGGAUACCACUCUGCCUGUCACUUUAACGGAAUGGAAGCUUUUCCGAGCCGGAGAAGUUGCAAACAGGAAAAGGAAAAAUCUUCCAAGGCUUGUAUUGAAAAUCGCGGACAUAUUUGAGUCUAAGAGAGGGAAAAAGAGGGUAAAGUUACACCCGUAUGCUGGAAAAGACACACCUCCCCCAAAAGGUGAAACCAGUGGGAACGAAAGUGAUGCUGAGUAUCUGCCAAAGAGUCGCCACAAGCGCUUAGCCCAGCUCCAGUCGUCUUCCAAGCGGAACCCGCACUACCAGACCCUGGAGAGGGACCUCAUCGAAUUCCAGGAGCAGCAGCUCUUUGAACUUUUUGUGGUGGUGUCUCUCCAGAAAAAGCCGGCGGGAACAAGCUACGUUCCCCAGGUCACGCAGCAGUUCCCUAGCAAGGGUGAUCAUGGCUUUAAGCAGUCCAAAGACACAGAAGAAAGGCUCAAAGUCAUUCCCAAGUUUUGUUUUCCUGACUCAAAGGACUGGGUGCCAACCUCAGAACUCAAGAGUGAAACAUUCUCCUUUGUCUUAACUGGUGAAGAUGGGAGCCGCUGGUUUGGCUACUGUAAGAAGCUCUUGCCAGAAGGCAAAGGGAAGCGACUUCCUGAGGUGUACUGCAUGGUUAGCCGCCUCGGCUGCUUCAACCUUUUUUCCAAGAUUCUGGAUGAAGUAGAGAAGAGACGGGAAAUGUCUCCAGCCCUGGUUCACCCGUUCAUGCGCAGUGUCAUGGAAGCCCCCUUCCCAGCUCCGGGGCGCACCAUCACAGUCAAGAGCUACCUCCCUGGGGCUGGUGAUGGGUCUAUUGAACUCUGCCGACCCCUGGAUUCCCGACUAGAACACGUCGACUUUGAAUGUCUCUUUAAGUGCCUGAGCGUAUGCCAUCUCAUCCGGGUGUGUGCCUCCCUCCUUUUGGAACGGAGGGUGAUCUUUGUUGCCAACAGCCUCAGCACCCUGUCAAAGUGUGGCCAUGCGGUGGUAGCCACGCUGUACCCGUUCACCUGGCAGCACACCUACAUCCCAGUCCUGCCGGCAUCCAUGAUUGAUAUCGUGUGCUCGCCCACUCCGUUCCUGAUCGGAAUCCUGUCUUGCUCCUUACCACAGCUCCAGGACCUGCCCACCGAAGAGGUGCUGAUAGUUGAUCUCUGUGCAGACAAGUUCUUACAGGAGGUAUCUGAUGAGGACGAAAUUCUACCUCCUAAACUCCAAGCUGCCUUGAUGCAGAUUUUGGAAGAACGAGACGAAAUCUUGGCUCAGGAGCAGAAUUUUUCACAAGCAGACGUGACACUCAACUCUCUGGUGUCCGAGGCAUUUGUGAGGUUUUUUGUGGAGCUAGUGGGACAUUAUUCUUUGAGCAUGACUGUCACUGAGCGUGGGGAGCGAGUAUUCCAAAGGGAACCAUUCCGGAAAUCCCACACCUCCCGAAGUGUACGCCACUUCCUGGACCUCUUCAUGGAAACUCAGAUGUUCGCAGGCUUCAUCCAGGACCGAGAGCUUCGGAAAAGUGGGGUGAAAGGUCUGUUUGAGGUCCGGGCCCUCCAGUAUUUGGAAACAAUUCCAGAGUCUGAGCCCAGUGGGAUGAAUAGAAUUUUGCGGAGUCUUGGAAGUAAAAUGAAAUUUCUGCAGAAGAAAUGAAAUCUUUGAUAGACUGUCUGCAUCCUAAAUAGAACAGAAAGUGCCAAAGAAAAUAUUUUUCCAGGAGUCAGGAGGCCCUGAAGUAGCCUACGAAAUCCUGGAAAGUUGAAAAGGCUAUAGAGUGGACCAAGUCCGUGGAGGAGGCUUCUCCUGCUGCUGCUGCUGUAGUGAUCACUGGACAGCUGUUGGGAGUAGUCUGGAACCAAUGUUCCCAUUGGCCUGCCUCCAUUUUUUUCCCCCAGUGCCUUUUUCUAUUUAAUUCUUGGGCUCAGUCUUUGUGUUAUGUGCUUAGUCUCUGAAGGCACUUGUCUUUUACUAGGGAAGGAUUUGGUGUUGCAUUUUAAAAAACUCAAAGAGGAGGGGUG
Hyaena hyaena (striped hyena) is the source of this 3433-nucleotide messenger RNA. It is a transcript of the gene DENND2C, whose product is annotated as DENN domain containing 2C. The record is from RefSeq and is a predicted model, not a curated record. Lineage: Eukaryota; Metazoa; Chordata; Mammalia; Carnivora; Hyaenidae. The transcript is spliced from 19 exons. Bases 261 to 3068 code for a protein of 935 amino acids.